AUGUCCCUUCUCCCAGCUCGAUAUCUUCGAAUCGAAUCACAAGAGGGAACGAUUCUCUUCUCAAAAUACACCCAGGGAUUGACUGACUGGGAUCCACCAAUUUUCGGUGGCUGGAGAGUGAUCGAUUCUUCACAAAAGAUGGCUGCUUACGAUCCAAAGACACGCGAGUUGACGUUGACAACGAAUCUCGAUUAUUCAGAGCUCAGCGCUCUCUCAUUGAGCAUCACCAUUAAACGCUAUGCCACCGCUCGGGCUUUACUUGCCUUUUUGCCGAUUCUGAUCGCAACUCUUCUGUUGCUCGUCAGUUGGAUUGCUCCGUCUCCAGUCUCUUCUUGGAUGGCCAUUUCCACGCUCAUUUUUCUCUCAACCGUUGUUCGCGAUGUCUCAAAUACAGUACCCCGUUAUGAUAAUCAAAUCACCGGUUUUUCCAUCGUUGUGAUCUUGCUAUGGAUUUCAACCCCAUUUUCCCUCGUCAUCCAUCAAAUAUUCAGUCUUUCACUUGUACAACGAGAAUCGGUGCGCUUGAUCCCGUUACUCGAGAAAAUGCCACUUUUCUCGCGUCUAGAGCAGUUCAUUCUGAAGACUGAGACACUGGAUCCCCUCCGAAUGCGUCUCUUCCCUCCCCAAAUUUUCUACAUUCAACUCAUCAUCGCCGCUCUUCAUCUAAUCGUUAUACCGAUUCUUUUGUUU
Molecule: messenger RNA, 690 nt
Organism: Mesorhabditis belari
Lineage: Eukaryota; Metazoa; Nematoda; Chromadorea; Rhabditida; Rhabditidae
Source: the annotation of a GenBank genome assembly